ACAGAUAGAGAGACGCAGAGCGCGCGAAGGAGGGGCUCGCGCGAAGUUCCUGACAGCUCGCGCACUCCGGUUUAAAGAGCAGCAUCUCCUACUCGAUGCAAAGACCACCCUAAUGAACGUACACCGCGUGUGAACAACUCCUAAACGAAGGGCAGGCGUCUUGUAGGUGCACAAACACACGGGAUUUGUUUCGGACGCUUGGACGGUGUUUUUGAGAGUCUCUGGUGUUCCUCGCGCGCAGGCGGAGCGGCGCGUGCUCAUCUUCGGCUCAGCUGAGCUGUCAUGCUGCCUAAAGUCGAUUCAGAAUCUCUGGGACUCGCUCGAUCGCAUGGGGAACAGGGGCAUAUGCCUAGAAACAUGCAAGCCCCCCAGUUUAAAAUGAUGGACUACUCUUACGACGAAGACUUAGACGAAAUGUGUCCAGUGUGCGGAGACAAGGUGUCCGGAUAUCACUACGGGUUGCUGACCUGUGAGAGCUGUAAGGGCUUCUUCAAGCGCACGGUGCAGAACAACAAGCGCUACACAUGUAUAGAGAACCAGAGCUGUCAAAUAGACAAGACCCAGCGGAAACGCUGCCCCUACUGUCGCUUCCAGAAGUGCCUCACUGUCGGCAUGAAACUGGAGGCUGUGAGGGCCGAUCGAAUGAGAGGAGGUCGCAACAAGUUCGGCCCCAUGUACAAACGAGACCGGGCGCUCAAGCAACAGAAAAAAGCGCUGAUCCGGGCCAAUGGACUCAAGCUGGAGGCCAUGACGCAAGUCAUGCAAACUGUCCCAGCGGACCUCACCAUUACCUCUGCCAUUCAGAACAUCCAUUCAGCCUCCAAGGGGCUUCCACUGAGCCACCACCAUCAUCACCACCAUCACCACCACCACAGCUCCUCCAGCGCAGGCCUGCCCCCUGCAGACUUUGACCGCAGUCCCUUCGUCACCUCGCCGGUCAGCAUGGCCAUGCCGCCGCACGCCGGAGGACUGCAGGGCUACCAGGCGUAUGGCCACUUCCAGAGCCGCACCAUCAAGUCAGAGUAUCCCGACCCCUACACAAGCUCACCGGAGUCCCUCAUGGGCUACCCGUACGUAGAAGCCUAUCCGGGUGGAUCGCCAGCCACCUUCCCUCACCUUGUGAUGGAGCUGCUCAAGUGCGAGCCGGACGAGCCUCAGGUGCAAGCGAAGAUCCUAGCGUACCUCCAGCAGGAGCAGGCCAGCCGGGGCAAGCACGAGAAACUCAACACUUUUGGCCUCAUGUGCAAGAUGGCCGACCAGACACUGUUCUCCAUUGUAGAAUGGGCCAGGAGCAGCAUCUUCUUCCGGGAGCUGAAGGUUGACGACCAAAUGAAGCUUCUCCAGAACUGUUGGAGUGAACUCCUCAUCCUGGACCACGUUUUCCGGCAGGUGAUGCACGCCAAAGAGAGCUCCAUCCUCCUGGUCACAGGGCAACAGGUGGAUUACGCCCUAAUUGCCUCCCAAGCCGGUGCCACACUCAACAACCUCCUGAGUCACGCACAGGAGCUGGUGAGCAAACUACGAUCCCUCCAGCUGGACCAGAGGGAGUUUGUCUGCCUCAAGUUCCUGGUGCUGUUCAGCUUGGACGUCAAGAACCUGGAGAACUUCCACCUGGUGGAGAGCGUCCAGGAACAGGUCAACGCGGCGCUGCUGGACUACGUCAUGUGCAACUAUCCUCAGCAGACGGACAAGUUCGGCCAGCUCCUGCUGCGGCUGCCGGAGAUCCGGGCCAUCAGCCUGCAGGCCGAGGAGUAUCUGUACUACAAACACCUGAACGGUGACGUGCCCUGUAACAAUCUACUCAUAGAGAUGCUGCACGCCAAACGUGCCUGAGGACCGUCUCCACACCAGCAUCAUCACCAGACAACACCAGCCUUCGACCGAUGCACACUCACUGCAUGGGUUUGGGCCAGACUCUUUGGAUCUGAGAACCCCAUAGCGAGGGUUUGGCGAAGGGCAGAUGCAUUUCUGGUAAAGACAUGAAUCCAGAAUCCAGAGUUAUGACCUCUAGGCUGCGGAUUUGUCGUAGUAUUGUCAAACCAUGACUGUCAGUCGUUAUUUGUUGUGUGUGCAGCUGAUCGAAUCCUCCACCUUACACUCAGACUUGAGGUGGUGGGUUUAAGAUGACUGGGAAAGGACUGGGCGCUCUUUCAAGACUGGUUUGCCAGCAUUGACCCAAAGUUUCCAUUAGGACCUGGCCAUGUGGCCUGCCUUUGUCUGUUUUAAGGCACACAAGCUGGGCCAGAGCCGGUAGGUGGAGGUAAGAUGGACAACCAGACAUUGCCUGCAUUUGCCCCUACUAAGACUUGAUUCCAACCCCUCACCAAAAAGAAAAAAACCUCUUUUCAAAUGGGCAGCCAUUUCUUCUUCUUUGUCACUGUGAGGCUGCUUUAACCAAUAUUUUCUCACCAAAAAUGGAAAAGGAUGAAUAUCACAAAAUCUGUCAAGAACAUGUCCGGGUCAUAUUCAAUCUCAAAAUCAUAAGAAAGAAAUGAGAAAUGAUUGAUGUGUAAUAUUUGGUCCAAAGGCUCAAAAAAAUAUAUAGUAAAUUAUUCUGAAUACUGAAUAAAAGGUAAUUUUGUAGGUAAAUGUACUAAAUGCGGUCAUGAAAAUAAGAAUUAAUAAUUAUUAGACAUUUUAUUAAUUUAUUUUUUUAAAAAUCAGACAAAAAAAAAAAUAUUUUGGAGAUAAAUGUGCUAAAUUGUCAUGACAAUUAACAAAAAUAUAACAAUUCACAAUUAAACUGAAUUUUGGGAAUACAAUUCUAAAUUGUUAUAAAAGUAACAAUUAAUAAUCGUUAAUUUUAUAAUUAUUUUAAUGAAAAUAGUUCAUAUUAAAAAUAUAUUUUUUAGGUAAAUGUGCUAAAUUGACCAGACAUAAACAUUUAAUAGAUAAUUAAUAAUAAACUAAAGUUUAGGACUACAAAUGCCUAACUGUCAUGGUAAUAUAAAUUAAUAAUUAUUAACAAUUAACAAAAGAACGCAACUAUAAAACCUUAAUAAAAAUAAUUUCUUAUUUUUUGAUUUGUGGGAUGCAUUGUGACCUGGAAAUGUAUUUACUAAGAUUCUCCCUCAAUAACUCACAACACACAUUUUUUUCUAUUUAUUAGUGUAGAUUUUUCUGCUCGAUCGGAACAUUUUGCAGUUUGUUCAUUAACAAAUGUGAAUACGAAUAUAGCGCAAAGCCAGUAUAAAGAAAUACAGCCUCAGUCAACACAAGACCAAAGCCUGCAGAGAACAAAAAAAGAGAAAGAAAAAAAAACAACCGUAACUAUCAGUAUUAAUAAUUUGUGAUGUCACAGUCAUGUGAGUCUUGCCUUAUUUCGUUUCCAUGCUAGCUAACCGUGCUGAUGUGAAUUACGAUAUGUAAAAUAAAAAGUACAUAUAUAUAACGUAUUAAUGUUCUACAAUUGAAAAGAAAUGAGGUGUUUACAUUCAUGUGGUCAUGUGGGAGAUAACUGUGAUGCGUUCAAUUGCAAAGCAAUGAUUUCAUAUAAAAACGAAACAAUGUUCAGAAAAGAUUAUUCCUCGUUUGCUUUCUUAGGUGUGUACAGUUUUCAUCUUUCUUAACCAGUACUUAAUUAUGUCGUGAGACACUAAAUCAGAGAGAAAUCUCACUUAAUUCUGAGUUUCGAAAUGUGUUUUUUUUUUAUUGUGCUUUUUCUGUGGACAUCUGUUUUAUACGUUCUACGUUUGAAAUGUACGUCACUGGUUAAGCUUAAUUUAUUGAUCUGGUUUCAUCCAUGUGUUCCUGCACAGUGGGGUGGGGUCAUGACUAAAUGUAUUUGUUUACUGUAGCACGUUUUUAAACAUGUAGAUACGAGAUGCAGUUGCGGAGCUAAAUGGUGAUUGAGUGAUUCACAUUAAAUAAGCAUCAGUCCUGCCACUGUAAUAUAUCAAGAGCUGUACUGAAGGGAUCCGGUGUGACUGACUGGUGCAUCUUUCCUAUCGUGAGGUUUCACUGAAUGUUUUCAUGAUAGCGUCUGUGUUCUAUACCAAAGACAGCGUCUGUCCUUCACCUGUACUUACCUGUUUGCUUCACAAUGAACGGAUGAGAGCUUUGAUAAUUGGGGACUGCCGUUGUUUUUCCUGAACGCUUCAUUUGACUGUAUUUUAUAAAAUUGGUGUUCACGUCAACAUGAAAUCAAAAUGGAUCCAAUUUACUUCCAUAUCUAUCAGUUGGUGUCACCUAGGGCAGAAAAUGGCCAAUAUUAUUAUGUUAAAAAGAAAAUAAUUGAGGAAAUGAGAGCAAAACAAAACAAAAAGCAAAGUAAAGCAAAGCAAAAGAAGGAAAUGAAAGCAAAACUAAAAAAGCAAAGUGAAGCGAAGCAAAAGCAGAGGAAAAGAAAGCAAAACAAAAGGAGAAGGAAAAAAAAAAAGCAAAGCAAAAUAAAAGAAGUAAAAGUAAGCAAAACAAAACAAAAGCAGACAAAAUGAAAGCGAAACAAAGCAAAAGCAGAGGAAAUGAAAGCAAAACAAAAAAGAAGGAAAAGAAAGCAAAACAAAGCAAAAGCAGAGGAAAUGAAAGCAAAACAAAAGAAAAGAAGGAAAAGAAAGCAAAACAAAACAAAAUGCAGAGGAAAGGAAACCAAAAGCAACGCUAUACAAACAAAGGCUUGAAAAUAUAAAAAUGCAAUUAGUUGUGAAACAAAACAAAAGCAGUGGAACAGAUAAACAAACAAAACAAAAGCAGAGGAACAGAUAAACAAACAAAACAAAAGCAGAGGAACAAAAAAUAAAACAAAGCAAAGCAAACAAAACAAAAGCAGCGGAACAGGUAAACAAACAACAAAAAUCAAACAAAACAAAAGCAGCAGAACAGAAAUGAAAAACAAACACAAAACCAAAGAGAAGCAAAACUAAAUGAAAGCAAAAAAAAAAGUUAAAGCAAAAACAAAACAAGCUCAUGUAAAAAAACUAAAUAAAACAGGAAAUGAAAACAGAGUACAAAAAGCAAAAUGAAGCCAAACAAAACAAAUAAAGGUUAAGCAGAACACAGAAAAACAAGCAGUCAAUUAAUUAAAACUUAAGAUUAAUAUUCUAAAUGGUACUGUUAUUAAUUGCAAAUGAUGAUAAUAUUUUUUUUAGAAUCCUAGAAUCGUCAGACAUUAAGAUGCUCUUUUGACGACAAACUUGGCCUUCAGCCUUUAUUUUCCUGUGAAAAAUCUCAAAAGUAAGUGCUUGUGUUUCAGAAGAGAAUUUCCCGAAACCCUUUGCAAACUCACAUUCAGCUCUAUUUUGACAUGUGACGGCCAGUUUUCACCAAAAGUAUUGCCACAAUUUUUCAGAUGAAAUUACCUGCUUUAAGUGGAAAAAUGUCAAAAUACGGAAGUAAAUCGGGUCUCAAAUGUCAUUUCAUGUUGACUGUAAAAGGUCAAAAAGUAUGGUCCACGCAGUAAAAAAACAAAAACAUGUUAAGGUGACUGUUGUAUCACACCUGAAAUGAAAUGUGUUGAUUUAAAAAGCAAUGAAAAUGGCCACCAUGGUGACUUAUCCCAAUCAUCAGACCAUUUUUUUUAACAAACAUGAUGUUACACACCUUAUCAAUGUACAUGAUUUCAGUCAAAGAUACUGUAGAAAGUAUUUUGUAUGAGCACAACUGCUUUAAUCAACAUUUGCUGCAUGGCAUCUACGCCCUCAUUUGUACAUAAGGCCACUUCUUUAUGGAUUCUAGGGAAAUUGGUUUGUAGUUGCUUCGUUUUGUGACUCUACUGUGUUGUGUGUUGAUCAGACCGACAAUCUUAAGAAAUCCAGUGCCCCUCGUUUCUCAUUUUGUUCCCCAUCACCGGAAGUCCUGCAGCUGCUUUGGAUGUCUGCUUACCUGCCUGAAUGUUUGGAUUGGGAUUCUCUCAUUUGUGCGCUGGAAGCCGCAGUCAGACCCACAUCUCGGAUGUCACCUCUUGCCAUAAAGAGUUUCCAUACAAGCUCUUUCCGUCAUAUUUUAAUAAAUUACUAUUAUGCCAUAA
This is a messenger RNA of Carassius gibelio (silver crucian carp), 5965 nucleotides long. Its product is annotated as nuclear receptor subfamily 5 group A member 2. Lineage: Eukaryota; Metazoa; Chordata; Actinopteri; Cypriniformes; Cyprinidae. Gene Ontology annotation, cellular component: RNA polymerase II transcription regulator complex. The transcript is spliced from 7 exons. Gene Ontology annotation, biological process: hormone-mediated signaling pathway; tissue development; regulation of transcription by RNA polymerase II. Gene Ontology annotation, molecular function: RNA polymerase II cis-regulatory region sequence-specific DNA binding; nuclear receptor activity; zinc ion binding. The record is from RefSeq and is a predicted model, not a curated record. The coding region runs from base 283 to 1833 and encodes 516 amino acids.